AUGGCAGUGCACCGACAAUUGACAGACAACUUAUUGACGUGCAGCAUCUGCAUGGACGUCUUUGAUGACCCCUGUACACUUGUGGUUUAUCACACAUUUUGUCGGAAGUGUGUCGUUAGCUACACUGAAACCAGACCAGAAGCCAUCAGUGCCAAGUCUCUCCUCUGUCCAUUCUGUAGAAAGAUGACCAAAGUAGCCAACUCAAACAGGCCAGUUGAAGAGUGGGCACAGGAGGUGAAACCCAGCUUUUUGAUUCAGGGUCUCUUGGAUUCAUUUAAUCCCAAGACAAAAGAUACCCCGAAGUGCAUCCUAUGUAGUGAUGAAGGAGCGGCACCUCCAGCUACUGCUUGGUGUGCUGACUGUGACACCAGUCUUUGUGAGGGAUGCCAGAAGGCUCACAGACGUAUUCCUGCCACUCGUCACCAUGACGUAUCUGACCUGUCCACAGAGGUCAAAAUCAACCAAAGACGCUAA
Haliotis rufescens (red abalone) is the source of this 474-nucleotide messenger RNA. Its product is annotated as E3 ubiquitin-protein ligase TRIM56-like. The coding region runs from base 1 to 474 and encodes 157 amino acids. The record is from RefSeq and is a predicted model, not a curated record. Gene Ontology annotation, biological process: positive regulation of DNA-templated transcription. The transcript is spliced from 2 exons. Gene Ontology annotation, molecular function: zinc ion binding; ubiquitin-protein transferase activity. Lineage: Eukaryota; Metazoa; Mollusca; Gastropoda; Lepetellida; Haliotidae. Gene Ontology annotation, cellular component: nucleoplasm; chromatin.